Messenger RNA from Colletotrichum costaricense, 501 nucleotides. RefSeq lists its product as uncharacterized. NCBI's taxonomy places the organism in Eukaryota, Fungi, Ascomycota, Sordariomycetes, Glomerellales, Glomerellaceae. Bases 1 to 501 code for a protein of 166 amino acids. The transcript has 6 exons. The record is from RefSeq and is a predicted model, not a curated record.
AUGCAAGAUGUCGACCAAAACCUCACGUUCUGCCGCGACUCUUCUCUCCUCACCCUUCUUCAGAACGUUGGCUUGCUUGCUGGCAAAAGCUUAGCAAAAGACGCGGCGUCAGAUGCUAAGUACUUCUUUCUCACGAGCAGGGUCUCCGAAGCUGAGCCAGUCAUCCGUCAAAAGUUGACAUCGCUGGACCACAAGAUACAGCGUCUGCAGAAAGAGGGGGACAUCGACAUUUACCCUGCCAUGCGAUGUUGGCAAACUCCUCAGUCUCCUCCAGGCAUUGAAGCAAAGCUCGUCCAGUCUCUGGAUGCCUCUAUACCGUCCAGAGAUGCUUUGCCGCCUCUAUUGGAGCUUGAGAAGAUUGGAUACCUGACUGUCGUUUCAGUGUCGGCGCACACUAUGAACUCACUUGAGGGCAGAGUUGACAAGCUGGAGAACGACGACAUCAUCAGGAGCUUGGCAGAUAUGAUUGUUGAGGAACUGUCGAUCGCGACCGUCCGUUAG